AUGGCAGACGACGAUUUGCAAUUCAGCUCCUACAGCCAGCUCUGCAUGGACGCUCGGCUGUAUGACGAGAGCCUGAUGUACGAAGAGGCCCAGAUGUUCGAAGACAACCUGCCGUAUGGCGACUGGUUUUCCUUCGAUAUCAAUAGCAACACUAUUAUGGCAGGCACUCCAGAACUCUGCGACUCACAGCCCGUGUCUCAGUCUGGGGGCUCAGAAGGAGGCUCAGAAGCGAGCUCCCCCGCAACGCCGACGUCUACAGACUCCUUCUUCGCACACCAGACCUCGCCGGCCACCAGCUCAUCUUACUUCCCGUCGUAUGCAAGCGCCAGCACGCCUGCAUCAUCGGCUUACAGCAGUCCGGAUGCCACUCCUAGCCAGGAAGUGGCCUCGCCCUCGGAAUCGCCAACGUUUGCCUCAAGUGGCCGCGACUAUCCAGUGUGCUGCCUCCACCCGGGCUGCGAUGCGAAGCCCUUCAAGCGUCGCGCCGAUCUCGACCGUCACUACAAGCACAAGCACGCUCCUUCUUCUCAGAAGGACUCGUAUCAUUGCGAUUACGCCCGCUGUGGCCGGCGCCGUGACCCCUUUCACCGCCGCGACCAUUUCCGCGACCAUCUGAGAGACUUCCACAAGGAAGACAUUGAGAAGCGUGGGGUUGCCGCCAAGGAAGACUGGUUCGAGGGCCGCAACGCUUCACACACCUGGUGGCGAUGCACCAAGUGUCUCAAGAGAGUCUACAUCAGCCGGCAGGGGCAAAGCGAAAGGAGAUACGCCGGCGAGAGUAACCGAAAGAGACGAGAAGCCCAGAUUCGCACCAGGGCACUGAUCGGCUUCGACCAUAGCGGCGUCAUCAACCACUUACACCCCCCUACCCACCACCCCCCUCUACCGCUGCCUCCUCCUCCUUCUGACUACUUGCAUGACAUCCCACCAAACAGAAGCUGUUCGCUCUGGACGGACUGCGCUCCUUUCCGUCAGAGUUUCGACUUUUACAUCUACCGACAUACCAUUACAUAG
Messenger RNA from Trichoderma reesei QM6a, 1014 nucleotides. RefSeq lists its product as uncharacterized. The record is from RefSeq and is a predicted model, not a curated record. The transcript is spliced from 3 exons. Bases 1 to 1014 code for a protein of 337 amino acids. Lineage: Eukaryota; Fungi; Ascomycota; Sordariomycetes; Hypocreales; Hypocreaceae.